Molecule: messenger RNA, 2799 nt
Organism: Trichoderma aggressivum f. europaeum
Lineage: Eukaryota; Fungi; Ascomycota; Sordariomycetes; Hypocreales; Hypocreaceae
Product: CAZyme family GH3
Exons: 6
Coding region: 1-2799 (932 amino acids)
Biological process (GO): peptidoglycan turnover; carbohydrate metabolic process
Molecular function (GO): hydrolase activity, hydrolyzing O-glycosyl compounds
Source: RefSeq, a predicted model, not a curated record
AUGGCCAACUCCAUCAGCGGCUCUUCUGCCGACAAGUUUGAGCUGGAUCCGCUAUGGCAGAAUCUUGAUUGGGCGAUAGGGCAGAUGUUGCUCAUGGGUUGGGAUGGCACCCAAGUCACGCCCCAAAUCAGAAGCCUCAUUGAGGAUCACCAUCUCGGCUCCAUCAUUCUGACGGCCAAGAACCUGAAAUCGGCGCAUCACACUGCAAUGCUCGUUCAAGAGCUUCAGAUGAUUGCCAAGAACUCCGGUCAUCCACAGCCGCUUCUCAUUGCCGUAGAUCAAGAAAAUGGCGGCGUCAACAGUCUGUUCGACGAGGACUAUGUCUGCCAGUUCCCCAGCGCCAUGGCCAUUGCAGCCACUGGCAGCCUUGAGUUGUCAUAUGAAGUCAACAAGGCAACUGCUACCGAAAUCGCAGCCUGUGGUGUCAACCUCAUGCUGGGCCCGGUUUUGGACGUUCUUAACAAUGCGCGCUAUCAAGUCAUUGGAGUGCGAGCCUCUGGUGAUGACCCCCAAGAAGUAUCCCAGUAUGGACUGGCAGCUUUGAGUGGAAUCCGUGACGCUGGCGUGGCCUCUUGUGGAAAACACUUCCCAUCCUAUGGAAACCUCGACUUUCUUGGCUCCAAUCUUGAUGUCCCCAUCAUUACUCAGACACUAGAAGAGCUGAGCCUCAGCGCUUUGGUGCCCUUUCGAAACGCCAUCUCCUCCGGAAAGCUCGACGGCAUGUUCAUUGGCGGAUGUGGCAUCUCCAACCCCUCCAUGAAUGUCAGCCAUGCUUGUCUGUCCGAUCAGGUUGUCGACGACCUUCUCCGAAACGAACUUGGGUUCAAAGGCGUUGCCAUCUCAGAAUGCCUUGAAAUGGAAGCUCUGAGCCAAGAUCUCGGAGUCCAGAACGGUGUUGUCAUGGCCGUAGAGGCGGGAUGCGAUAUUGUGCUGCUCUGCCGAGCCUACGACGUUCAGUUGGAAGCUAUCAAAGGCCUCAAGCUGGGCUACGAGAACGGCAUUAUUACAAAGGAGAGGAUCUUUACCUCCCUAAGAAGAAUCUUUCAUCUAAAGUCGACCUGCACUUCUUGGGCGAAAGCACUAAACCCUCCGGGCAUCAAUCUACUCUCACAGAUUCGUCCCUCUCAUCUUGCCUUAUCUCGGCGAGCUUACGAUGAUUCCAUCACCAUUGUACGAGACAAGGAGAAGCUGCUGCCCCUUUCUCUCUCAAUGCAUCCCGGCGAGGAGCUCCUGUUGCUGACCCCCUUGGUCAAGCCGUUGCCUGCCUCAUCCCUGACCAAAAGCUUGCUCGAGUCAAAGAACGAUGCAUCUAUGAUCACCACCAUGCACGACAGAUGGAGUCAUCAAAUUCGAGAAAGAAGCGCCAUAAUGAGCGGAGAAGGAGUCUUUCGAGAAUUUGGCAAAACGCUUGCGAGAUAUCGCAAUGAGAAGCUUUUGCACACAAGUUACACAGCUAACGGAGUGAGACCUGUACACGAGAACCUUAUCAACAGAGCAUCUUGUAUCAUCAUUUUUACGGCAGAUGCGAACAGAAAUCUCUAUCAGGCUGGAUUUACCAAACAUGUUGACAUGAUGUGCUCCAUGCUUCGUAGCAGAGGGCAAAAGAAGCAGCUCAUUGUCGUUGCCGUGAGCUCUCCAUACGACUUCGCCAUGGACAAAUCCAUAGGCACUUACAUUUGCACAUACGACUUUACGGAGAAUGCCAUGGCUGCCCUCGUCCGAGCGCUGGUUGGAGACAGCAACCCGGUUGGCACCAUGCCGGGAACCCUCCGAAAGAGCAAGAAAGUCCUCAAGUCUCGACAGCAUUGGCUGGUGGAAGAGUUUGAUAGCAAUCGGGAUCGAAAAGGCCUCAACGACCUUAUUCGGGCGGUGCACAGGGCUAGCGACCAGGACUUCCGGUACCUGCAGACGACAACCUCGGAUACCUUUGUCCUUGACAACCCAAACGUAAAAGAGACCCAUUUCGUGGUGCGAAACAGUAGCACACAGGCCCUUUACGGCUUCGUUGCUACAUAUUUCAUCCAAAACGUUGGCAUCCUUGGAGCCCUCAUUGUGGACCCAACUAAACGGAACCUGUCGAUUGGACGGUCUCUCCAUCGCCGAGCACUGAAGAGCUUAACGCAGCAGAGAGGCAUCAAGAAAGUCCAGCUAGGAUCAAGCUUCCCUGCUCUAUUUCUGGGAAUCCCUCUCGAUAUCGAAGUGACGACGACAAAGGAAUGGUUCAGCAACAGCGGGUGGGACACUCAGUUCCCACGAAGACUCACAAACAUGGUUAUCCAAGAUUUAAGUGCGUGGUAUGCUCCCGAGGGGCUCUCGCAAAGCAUCCAGCGAGCCAACAUUAGCUUUGACCUGAUCUACGGCCUUGAAAGCGGAGACACGGUAAUGCAUCAUGUACGAACCCAUGCAAACCCGGAAGUUCUCGAACUCUACCGAACCGCGUUGGAAGAGAGCAAGGCAUGUGGCAUUGUGCGAGCCAAGGAUGCAGCAGGAAAUCUGCUAGGGACCAUCAUCAUUUGCAGGCCAAACAGCCCUCUCGCCAGAUAUGUUCCCCCGUUGGUGUCUCUCGGUCAAGACAUUGGCGGUCUCCUGGCCCCAAUUGUUCCUCCUGCUCCUCUUUCGACUUUGGUGCUACAGGGCCUUGCUUUGAUGGGCCUUCGGCAGAACAAGGGCCACAAAGCAAACAAGUCGGUGUUGAGCUGGGUUGUUGAUGACGCUUUUGAGCCGCUUGUGGCCAUGGGAUUCGAUAUUUUGCAGACGUUCGAGGAGAUAACCAAUUCCCCCGAAAUGUUUCAAACUUGA